Molecule: messenger RNA, 699 nt
Organism: Lachancea lanzarotensis
Lineage: Eukaryota; Fungi; Ascomycota; Saccharomycetes; Saccharomycetales; Saccharomycetaceae
Gene: NAS6
Product: LALA0S07e02960g1_1
Exons: 1
Coding region: 1-699 (232 amino acids)
Biological process (GO): RNA processing
Molecular function (GO): protein binding; RNA binding; RNA nuclease activity
Source: RefSeq, a predicted model, not a curated record
AUGGUCACUGGUACUAAGUUCCCAUUACAUGAGGCAUGUCGCGAAGGCGAUUUUUCCAAAGUCAGAGAACUCGUGGAAGAAGAUCCCAAGGCUGUUCUUGCCAAAGAUCUCGAUUCCAGGUAUCCUAUUCAUUGGGCAGUUUCGUACCAGCACGAAGCUAUAGUCGAAUUUUUGCUAUCUUUUAUGCAGAAAAGCGACUUGGACAACCUUGUCGAUGAUUCCGGCUGGUCCGUUUUGCAUAUUGCAAGCUCUGUGGGUAACUUGAACAUCCUUAUGAAAUUAAUCAAUCACACCAUCAAACCUGAUGUGAAUCUGGCUACGACCCAAGGAACGACCCCGCUAGAUCUGGCUUGCUCCAAAAAACAGGUUCAGAUUGUCGAAGCACUUCUGAAAGAUGGCGCUUCGAUAAGACAUAAGGAUUCCAGAAACCAAUUGGCCCUCCAUAGAGCUGCUAGCGUCGGAUCUAUGCCCAUCGUGGAAAUUCUCUGCGAAAACAGGUCACCCGUUAACACCAAAGAUACCCACGGGUGGACACCUCUUUUUCACGCUCUGUCAGAAGGCCAUGGCGAUAUUGCAGUGGUUUUGGUUCAGAAAUAUGCGGCUGAAUAUAAGAAUCUGGAGGAUGUCAACGGCAGAUCAGCGCUACAAGUAGUUGCAGAUGAUAAAGUGAAAUCGUUUUUUCUCCAAAACGUUGAAUGA